Molecule: messenger RNA, 1224 nt
Organism: Siniperca chuatsi (mandarin fish)
Lineage: Eukaryota; Metazoa; Chordata; Actinopteri; Centrarchiformes; Sinipercidae
Gene: capns1b
Product: calpain, small subunit 1 b
Exons: 11
Coding region: 195-845 (216 amino acids)
Molecular function (GO): calcium ion binding
Source: RefSeq, a predicted model, not a curated record
GUGUGUUUGCGGGUUGGGCGGGGUUGAUGGUGAGUUGAAAAAGAACUUGAUCUUUUGGCUCAACUGGUUUUUCGGAAUCUGGACGUGGGAGUGCCCUCAUACCGGACUCUGUCUUCCUGUCAGUGUGCCUCCAGCUCUCUCCCCGUCAGUCUCGCCUCUCUGUCCUCAGCAGAAGCACAAGUCUCAACGGCAACAUGUUUCUGGCAAAGACUUUUAUCAAAGGCAUCAUUAAUGUCGUGAGCGACGUCGACCCCGCUCAGUUUAUCCCUUCAGACCCCCCUCCCCCUCGCGCACCUCUGAACUUCGCCAAGGCUCAGGAGAACGAUGAGGAGAAACAGUUUCGGAGAGUUUUCAAACAGCUGGCUGGAGAUGACAUGGAGGUGAGCCCCAAUGAGCUGAUGGAAAUCCUUAACAAAAUCAUCUCCAAACAUGGAAAGCUGAAGACUGACGGUUUCAGCAUCGAGUCUUGCAGGAGCAUGGUUGCUGUCAUGGACAGUGACAGCACCGGGAAACUGGGCUUCCACGAGUUCAAAUACCUCUGGAACAACAUCAAGAGAUGGCAGGCUAUCUAUUUAUCCCAUGAUGAAGAUGGUUCAGGUGUGAUCGGCUCUGAAGAGCUGCCGAAAGCCUUCAGUGCUGCAGGUUUCCCUCUGAAUGACCAGCUCUUCAAGAUGAUUAUCCGUCGCUAUAGCGAUGAGCAUGGCAACAUGGACUUUGACAAUUUCAUUGGCUGCCUGGUGCGACUGGACGCCAUGUGCAGAGCCUUUAAGACCCUGGAUAAGGACAACAGCGGCUCCAUCGACCUGGACAUCAAGGAGUGGCUUCAGCUGACGAUGUAUUCAUGAAGCGACGGCGGGAAGCAGCUCCACAACAGAAACUUCUCUUCUUUCAUCUCGUUCCUCACUCCCUCUUCAGUCCACUCAUUACACCUGUGUGUGCUUACGGAUGUGCAAUAGUGUUUGAAACCCCACCGUCUCCAUGGUAACGGGACCAAAAUGCCAGCGUAGAGCUAAAGUCAAGGGAAAAAUCUAACUCGGACCAAAGUUUAGCUGACGCUGCCGCUGCACUACCCUGCUGCUGCCAAGCUGCGGCGCUAUAACACCCUCAUAGAUUUCUAUAUUUUAUGUUUUAAGGCAAAAUUAAAAGUUAUUGAUUUUUAUUAGGCUGAAACUGUUUACGAAAUUGACUCUGAAUGUUUAAGAGAAUAAAGUGACAUAACUUACA